Messenger RNA from Drosophila biarmipes, 1359 nucleotides. Its product is annotated as transcription factor che-1-like. The record is from RefSeq and is a predicted model, not a curated record. Gene Ontology annotation, cellular component: nucleus. Lineage: Eukaryota; Metazoa; Arthropoda; Insecta; Diptera; Drosophilidae. Gene Ontology annotation, biological process: regulation of transcription by RNA polymerase II. Bases 1 to 1359 code for a protein of 452 amino acids. Gene Ontology annotation, molecular function: zinc ion binding; RNA polymerase II cis-regulatory region sequence-specific DNA binding; DNA-binding transcription factor activity. The transcript has a single exon.
AUGGACCUUUCCCAACUCUGCCGUAUUUGCCUUAAAAAGAGGGAUUGCCUCAUUGAUCUUUUUGUUGAGGACAAGGAGGAGCCGACCUUGGCCGCCAUGCUGUGGGAGUGCUCCGGCUGCAGUGUGGUCAAACUGGAUGGCAAGCCGCAGUUCAUCUGCUUGAAGUGCGCAGACGCCACGAGGAUCGCCUUCCACCUGAUUCGUCUGACCCAGGAGAGUGAUCAGCACUUGGACAUGCUGCGUGUGAGGGACAAUGCCAAGCAGAAGGAUGAGUUGGGAGACCAAGCUGGGCAGGCGACCAGUACCAAGCUUAAGGAGGAGCUGGAGCUGAACGAGGAUGGGCAGUCUGCUGAGGGGGGUGUCAUAACCAAGGAGGAGCUGGAUCUGAACGGGGGCGGGCAGUCUCCGAUGUGGGAGUACCAACCUGGAGGCUUUGCCAACACCUCUCCCAGAAUCACAAACAUGCUGGAGGAGGCGGCAGAGCAGGAUCUGGGUCAGGUGGAUCAGAAUUCCUACUCACCUCCGUACACCUUGAGGUUUCCAUACUCCCCGUUCAGUGACCAUUGCGAGCAGGAGGAGGAUGGGGAAACCAAGGGUGAGCUAGAUCUGAACGAGGGAGGGCAGUCUGCGAAGUGGCACUACCAAGCUGGAGACUUUGCCCACACCUCACCCAGUAUUGCUACCACGCAGGAGGAGGCUGCAGGGCAGGAUGCGGAUCAGGCUGAGAACCCGCUUGAAGGAUUUUUCUACUCAGCUGGCAGUCCAGAUCCCCCGGACUGGUCGGAUAGUACUCUGCUUGAGGAUCCAUACAAUGUAGGAUCCCCGCACUCCCCGACCAACGACCAUUCCAAGCAUAAUGGGGAUCAACUUGAGGACGUUGUGGCAUUUGCCUAUUCGCCCCUCAGUAACCAUUCCCAGCAGGGGGAGGAGGAGCUGCUGCCUGAGGCUGCAAAGAAGCCGGAGCCAGAGGAUCAACCUAAGGCCUCAACUGCCUCCAAAUCCAAACGAAUACCCCCACGCAGACCCUCGCCCCCUCCAGGAGAUAGGCAUUACAAAAAUUUGAAAACCCAUGUCAGGAAGCACAAGACCAAGAGCCGCUUCCAAUGCCUCAAAUGCCGCAAAUUCUACGCGAACAACAGCAGCUUGAAGGCCCAUUUUCGCACCCACACUGGCGAACGCCCCUUCGCAUGCUGUCACUGCAACAGUCGUUUCCGGCAGAGCAGUGCCUUCCUAAGGCACGUUCGAAAUGCCCAUCCCAAGAAGGAUCCCUACUUGUGCAAGAUCUGCCAGUUUACCAGCGCUCGAAUGUCGGCCCUGAAGAAGCACAUGAAGGCCGUCCACGGCCUGGCCUAUCCUUAG